Messenger RNA from Cryptococcus wingfieldii CBS 7118, 711 nucleotides. RefSeq names its product 26S proteasome non-ATPase regulatory subunit 10. NCBI's taxonomy places the organism in Eukaryota, Fungi, Basidiomycota, Tremellomycetes, Tremellales, Cryptococcaceae. The record is from RefSeq and is a predicted model, not a curated record. The transcript is spliced from 9 exons. Gene Ontology annotation, molecular function: protein binding. Gene Ontology annotation, cellular component: nucleus; cytoplasm. The coding region runs from base 1 to 711 and encodes 236 amino acids.
AUGUCCAGCUUCAGUGUGCACAAAGCGGCUUUGGAAGGUCAGAUUGGUCUUGCCAGAUCACUACUCAAUGAUGACCCAAAACUCAUCAAUGUCAGGGACGAGGACGGCAGGACUCCUCUUCAAUGGGCGGCUACCAUUUCAAGUCUCUCAAUGCUUCAGCUCCUGCUGAAUUAUAACCCGGAUCUGGAAGCGAGAGAUACCAUGGGCUGGACUGCUUUGAUGAUUGCGUCUGCAUCGGGACAUAUUGAGAUCGUCAAGGAGCUUUUGGACGCUGGGGCCAAGGUUGAUUCUAGCAACGAGAAAGGACAGACGUCGUUACAUUAUGCCGCUUCCAAGGGGAACGUUCCAGUUGGACGGCUGCUCAUACGAAACGGUGCCGACAUCAGUGCCCGAGACCGAGCGAAUCAACAUCCUCUUCAUCGCGCUGCUGCGACUGGCAACAACGCCUUCCUUCAGCUUUUGCUCAACCCGCCCGAGGGAAGGGCCAAGACCAGGCUGAACACUGCUGACCGUGCUGGAAACACGCCGCUGCAUCUGGCCCUGGAGAGCGGACACGGAGAUGCGGCUGUGGUGCUCAUAGAAGCUGGUGCUGAUCGUGAAAGAUCUAAUUCAGAAGGACAAGUGCCCGAAGAAAUUGAAGGCGUUGGGGGUCAAGAACAGAAGAAGGUACUGCAAUAUCUGGUGUCGAAAGUCGGGGCGAGGAAGGAGUGA